GCCGCAUCAUUUAAUUGCAUGAUUGUUUAUAAAAACGUGUUGAUACGACUUAUCAGUUAUCACCAAAGUCGUAAUAUAGUAUUUCGUUACGUUCCAUUAACGCAGCAUAGUUUUUGCGUGUUAUUAUCAUUAAAAAGCCUCGCUCGUAACCUAACUUUCUUAUGUCAUUCACUGGAAAUGUCACAUUGUGAUGACUAAACAAUAAUAAUCCAAUUUGCAAGCGCGUUAUCGCCUUCGGCUUACGCCACAGCCCCUUUUUUACAUUUGGCGGCAAUGUAUUAGUGGGUGAGAUGGCUGCAAAUAUGAGCUACUGCCCCCCGGGGGUGCACAUUUGGGACGUGUGGGUGAACCACGGGACGUCCCAAUGCUUCGUCGAGACUUUGUCAUCGUCUGUGAUCGCUGGGUUUAUUUUACUGGCUGGUACCAUCCAGUUGUGCAUGUACAGGAAAUAUGGUACUGAAAUAUCGCCAAACCACUUGGUUCAGUCCCGUUUGUACCAUUUCCAAAUUUUUGUGACGCUGCUGGUGCCCGUGUUGGAAGUGGUGAGGUUCGUGCUGCGAGGGACAGUGUUUGAUGAUAAACACAUUUAUGGGUUUAUGAUAACGUCCCUCGUGCUCAACCUCCUCGCCUACCCCUUUUCCCUUCUGGUGGUCCGAGUCGAAAGGCACUACCUUUUGCCCUCGGUGCCCACCAAAGGGCACGGUAUCGUUCUUUUACUCUUCUGGACUCUAGUUUUCAUCUCCGAAAACCUCGCUUUCUUCAAUUUGGACAAGAAAGAAUGGUGGUUUCAGCUCAAAACGACAGAGGACCAAAUCGAGAUGGGCCUUUUCGUCGUACGUUACUUAUCCUGUCUUUUAAUCUUUUUACUAGGCUUAAAAGCGCCCGGAAUCACCCAAAACAUCAACUAUUUCACACUAAACGACUCGACUCGGAAUUUGCCGCCACAGCAGGACCGUACCGAGAACCAAUCAACAUGGCGCAAUCUUUGGAAGAAAGUCCGAAUUUUGGCGCCCUUUAUUUGGCCCAAAAAGGACGUUUUGUUGCAAUUUCGCGUCAUUUUCUGCUUCCUGCUAUUGGCCGGGGGGCGGGUCAUCAACUUGUACGUCCCCAUUUACAACAAAUAUAUCGUGGAUAGUAUGACACCUGAUGAGAAAUUAGAGAAGUUGGAGUUUCGCUGGGACUGGAUUUUGGUUUACGUUGCGUUUAAGUUCCUCCAAGGUGGGGGGACGGGGGGUAUGGGGUUGUUGAAUAAUUUGCGUUCGUUUCUGUGGAUCAGGAUACAGCAGUAUACGACGAGGGAGGUGGAGGUGGAGUUGUUCAGACAUUUGCACAGUUUGUCGUUGCGGUGGCAUUUGGGGCGGAAGACGGGGGAGGUGUUGAGAGUGAUGGAUAGGGGGACGGACAGUAUUAAUAAUUUGUUGAACUAUAUUAUUUUUUCGAUUUUUCCGACGAUUGUUGAUAUUAUUGUGGCUGUGGUGUUUUUUGUGGUGACUUUUAAUGCGUGGUUCGGAUUGAUUGUCUUCAUCACGAUGGUGUUAUACAUAGCUCUCACAAUCAGCAUCACCGAAUGGCGUACGAAAUUCCAACGUCGCAUGAACCUUGCCGACAACGAGACACGUGCUCGUAGCGUCGACUCUUUACUAAAUUUCGAAACGGUCAAAUAUUACGGUGCCGAACAGUACGAAGUUGAAGCAUUUCGUGAAGCCAUCCUGCGCUACCAAGUCGAAGAAUGGAAGUCCAACAUCACUCUCAACAUUUUAAACACAGUCCAGAACAUUAUUAUUUGUACCGGACUUUUGGCCGGAAGUCUCUUAUGUGCCUGGAUGGUUGUGGAAAAGGGGGAGCUUAGAGUUGGCGAUUAUGUUCUUUUCGCCACUUAUAUUGUCCAACUCUAUGUCCCAUUGAACUGGUUUGGGACGUAUUACAGGGCGAUUCAGAAAAAUUUUGUCGAUAUGGAAAAUAUGUUCGAUUUGUUGAAGGAGGACCAGGAGGUGAUCGAUGCCCCCAAUGCGGGGCCCAUUGCCGUCAAAAGGGGGGCUGUGGAGUUCAAUAAUGUCUCGUUUGGGUACUUACCCGAACGGUUGGUGCUGAAAAAUGUCACUUUUUCGGUGCCUCAAGGCAAAACCGUGGCUCUGGUCGGCCCUUCGGGCAGCGGUAAGAGCACAAUAAUUCGUUUAUUGUUCCGUUUCUACGACGUCGAGACCGGUUCGGUUAUAAUCGACGGUCAGAACAUCAAAACAGUGACUCAGGAAUCGCUCAGAAGGGCGAUCGGAGUCGUGCCUCAGGACACUGUCCUGUUCAAUAACACGAUCCGAUAUAAUAUUAAAUAUGGACGUUUGACAGCUACUGACGCUGAUGUGAUUGAAGCAGCACGUGGUGCUGAUAUUCAUGAUCGUAUUUUGACGUUUCCGGACGCUUAUGACACCCAAGUUGGUGAAAGGGGGCUGCGGUUAAGCGGCGGCGAGAAACAACGUGUUGCUAUAGCACGUACGUUGCUCAAAGCCCCCAUGAUUAUACUGUUGGAUGAGGCGACAAGUGCGCUUGAUACGCAAACUGAGAGAAACAUCCAAGAGUCCUUGGAUAGGAUGUGUGCCAAUAGGACGACGAUUAUUGUGGCGCAUCGAUUGUCAACUGUUAUACAUGCCGAUGAGAUACUUGUCUUACGGGACGGGGAAAUUAUAGAAAGGGGAAAACACGAGCACUUGAUUGGCCAGGAAGGCGUGUACGCCUCCAUGUGGAAGCAACAAUUGGAGAGUAAAGAAAAUUCAGCCGAGACUAGCCUUGAGAGGAGUUAAUCCCCACCCCACCCCCCACUAUUUACAAUUAGUUGCCGAGGUUUGGGGCUUAUUAAGUGAAAAAAAACGCUUCGUAAUUAUUGAUUUGUAUUGAACAAAAAAUAAGUUGACUGUCAUAUCACUAGUUUAAAUAAAAUAUUUCUAUUGAC
Messenger RNA from Tribolium castaneum (red flour beetle), 2944 nucleotides. It is a transcript of the gene Hmt-1, whose product is annotated as Heavy metal tolerance factor 1. NCBI's taxonomy places the organism in Eukaryota, Metazoa, Arthropoda, Insecta, Coleoptera, Tenebrionidae. Gene Ontology annotation, biological process: heme transport; transmembrane transport. Gene Ontology annotation, cellular component: vacuolar membrane. Gene Ontology annotation, molecular function: ATP binding; heme binding; ATP hydrolysis activity. The transcript has 9 exons. The record is from RefSeq and is a predicted model, not a curated record. The coding region runs from base 291 to 2795 and encodes 834 amino acids.